Messenger RNA from Drosophila elegans, 2396 nucleotides. RefSeq names its product glucose dehydrogenase [FAD, quinone]. The coding region runs from base 131 to 2011 and encodes 626 amino acids. Gene Ontology annotation, molecular function: flavin adenine dinucleotide binding; oxidoreductase activity, acting on CH-OH group of donors. Lineage: Eukaryota; Metazoa; Arthropoda; Insecta; Diptera; Drosophilidae. The transcript is spliced from 3 exons. The record is from RefSeq and is a predicted model, not a curated record.
CGCUAAGGAAUUCGAGAAUUCUUAUUUUUGUUCCCCCCAACCACGUUCCAUCUAAACUUGGUCGACCUAUAUAAAUAUUUUAUAUAUAAGACCCAUAUAGGACAGACCCCAUUCGAUCCCGACCCAGAAAAUGAGCUCGGCGAUCGUUGGAGCCGCCUCGGCAAUUGGAGGAGCGGUGACGGCGGCCACCAGCAACAGUUGGUUCAUCCCGAUGCUGAUGGCCGCGGUGGCCUAUUUCCAGUACGAGGAGAUCAUCGAUCCGGAGUCCAAGCCGAGUGACAUCGGUGGCGACGACAUCCUCGACCACUAUGACUUUAUAGUGAUAGGAGCCGGAUCGGCGGGGGCGGUGGUGGCGAAUCGCCUCACGGAGGUCGAGAAUUGGAACGUACUCCUCCUGGAGGCCGGCGGCGAUGAAACGGAACUCACCGAUGUCCCUCUGAUGGCUGGCUAUCUGCAGCUCUCCAAGGUCGACUGGCAGUACAAGACCGAACCAUCGGGUACCUCAUGUUUGGCCAUGCAAGGCGGACGUUGCAAUUGGCCCAGGGGCAAAGUCUUGGGCGGCAGCUCCGUUCUCAACUAUAUGUUGUAUUUGCGAGGAUCGAAGCAUGACUACGACAACUGGGAGGCCAUGGGCAAUCCCAGUUGGUCGUAUCGCGAUGCCCUGUAUUACUUCAAGAAGUCGGAGGAUAACACCAAUCAGUAUCUGGCCAAUACACCGUAUCAUGCGACUGGCGGUUAUCUCACCGUGGGCGAGGCGCCAUAUCACACUCCAUUGGCGGCCAGUUUUGUGGAGGCGGGUGUGGAGAUGGGCUACGAGAACCGGGACUUGAAUGGCGAAAAGAUGACGGGCUUUAUGAUUGCCCAGGGAACCACUCGUCGCGGAUCGAGGUGUUCCACUUCGAAGGCUUUCCUCAGACCCGCCAGAUUGCGUCCCAAUUUGCACAUCUCGAUGAAUUCGCAUGUCACUCGCAUUAUGAUCGAUCCGGUGACGAAACUGGCAUUUGGCGUGGAAUUUGUCAAGGAUCAGAAGCUCUACCAUGUGCGGGCCACCAAGGAGGUGGUUCUAUCCGGUGGAUCGGUCAAUAGUCCGCAACUGCUGAUGCUGAGUGGUGUGGGACCGCGCAAGGAAUUGGCCAAACAUCGGAUACCGCUCAUCAAGGAGUUGAGUGUUGGUGAAAACCUGCAGGAUCACAUUGGCCUGGGUGGGCUGACUUUCCUGGUGAAUCAGCCGGUGUCCAUAGUGGAGAAUCGCUUUCACACCAUGUCAACCGUGCUGCAAUAUGCUGUCUUUGGCCAAGGACCUUUGACCAUUCUGGGCGGCGUGGAGGGUUUGGCCUAUGUGAACACCAAGUACGCGAAUAGCUCGUUGGAUUGGCCGGAUAUUGAGUUCCAUUUCGUCUCCGGAUCGACCAACUCCGAUGGUGGUGCGCAGCUGCGGAAGGCUCAUGGAUUGACAGAAGCCUUCUAUCGAGCUGUCUUCGAACCCAUUAACAAUCGAGAUGCCUGGAGCAUAAUACCCAUGUUGCUGCGACCCCGCAGCGUGGGUAAUAUUCGUCUGAGGAGUGGCAAUCCCUUCGACUAUCCCUACAUCUUCCCAAACUAUCUGACGGAUGACUUCGAUAUGAAGACCCUGAUCGAAGGCGUAAAAAUAGCGGUGGCCUUAUCACGAACGAAGGCGAUGCAGCGAUUUGGGUCUAGAAUUUCGAGCAUCCGAUGGCCGGGAUGCGAAAAGGUGCCCCUCUUCACGGACGCCUUCUGGGAGUGCAUGGUGCGACGGUAUACGUCCACCAUUUACCAUCCCGUGGGCACCUGCAAGAUGGGUCCCUACUGGGACAAGGAUGCGGUGGUGGACGCCAAACUGAGGGUCUACGGGAUCCGAGGACUGCGCGUGAUCGAUGCCAGUAUUAUGCCCAAGUUGGUGUCGGCCAAUACGAAUGCCCCGGUGAUUAUGAUCGCCGAGAAGGGCAGCGACAUGAUCAAGGAGUUCUGGAUCAAGAACACCAUUGUCUGAACGAAUCCUCUUCGUAGAGUAGUUAAAACCUAGUUUUUAUGAGCUGAUUUCUUGACUAAUCAACGAAAUUAACUAAGAAUUUAGAACCGUCUAUUUCCAUACCAUAGUAAUGGAUCUUUAAACUUUCCGGAUUCGAUUUGAACAUAAUUCUUAGAAAACAGUUUUACAAUUAGGAAAUCAGUUCAUAAAAACCAGGCUUUGUACAUUGAAUGUCUGUGAAUAUGUUUGCCUUCUGUGAGUGAUCAAAUGUCUGGACCAAGUGUGAAUGCAUGUGAGUGUUUGAAUUAAUUUUAAAUGUCUUAGAAAUAGAGCUUCCCCACAAGCUGCUGGCCCAUCCAAAAUUAAUUAUAUUGAACUUUACUCUUUCCUUUUUUUUUUUGAAGUA